This is a messenger RNA of Mytilus trossulus (common blue mussel), 408 nucleotides long. Its product is annotated as xylosyltransferase oxt-like. The record is from RefSeq and is a predicted model, not a curated record. The transcript has 3 exons. The coding region runs from base 4 to 408 and encodes 134 amino acids. Lineage: Eukaryota; Metazoa; Mollusca; Bivalvia; Mytilida; Mytilidae. Gene Ontology annotation, cellular component: plasma membrane.
AAAAUGAAUACGUACAUUGGAUGCUUCCAAGAUGGACCAACAAGACUGUUUCCUGUAGGACCAUACACUAAAUGGAAUAAUGAAAUGUCGACCAGCAUCUGCUUUGACUAUUGCAGUUCGAAAAACUAUAAAUAUUUUGCAACCGAGUAUGGAAGCCAAUGUUUCUGUGGUAAUGGGGAAAAGCUCAAUUCCAGUCAAUAUCCAUAUAAAAAGAAAACAGAUUGCAACAUGGCAUGCAUAGGGAAUGCAAAACAAAUAUGUGGUGGCAAUUGGAGAGCUUCUGUUUAUAGAAUAAAUCACAAUGGUCAAAAUGGUUCGACAACAUAUCAUACACCAACAAGUCAGAAACAGAUAACAUCUGAUAAAGGUACUUGUGAAUAUUACGUUAUCAUAUUCAUCAAUGAGUAA